AUGGCAAAAUACGGCACAAUACCGACCUCAUCCUCGCCUGCCGGAAUACCGAUGAACCUUGAAUACAUCUCACGCGCCAAGGAACGCCUAAAGGCCGGUCUUGGAGAGCGCCGCCCAUGGAGGGAGAUGUUCAAACUCCACGCCUUCAACAUCCCGAAACCAUACUCCGACAUCGUUGCUCGAAUCAAAACGAACGCUGUCUAUUUCCAGAUGAACUACGCCAUUAUUGUCCUAGUAAUCAUCUUCCUCAGCCUCCUCUGGCAUCCAAUUUCGCUUAUCGUAUUUAUUGCCAUGAUGGCUGUAUGGCUGUUCCUGUACUUCUUACGGGACGAGCCGCUCGUGAUAUUUGGCAGACUGAUCACCGAUUGGGUGGUGCUUAUUGUUCUGUCGAUUGUCACGAUUGUUGUUCUGCUUUUGACUCGCGCUACCACCAAUAUUUUGGUGGCGCUUCUGGUGGGAGUGGUGGUGGUGCUUAUUCACGCGAUAGUGAGGAAGACAGAUGAUUUGUUCUACGAUGAGGCUUCCGGAAGUUUGUUGAGGUCUCCGGGCGGUGGUCCUUGA
Messenger RNA from Fraxinus pennsylvanica, 561 nucleotides. The record is from the annotation of a GenBank genome assembly. NCBI's taxonomy places the organism in Eukaryota, Viridiplantae, Streptophyta, Magnoliopsida, Lamiales, Oleaceae.